CUAUUUUUCUGAUCAUGCACCCUCUUUUCCUCUACCCUCGUCAUUGAAGAACACAUAUAUAGACAGAAACAAACAUCUAAACUCUACCUCAAAUGCCCUUAAAAGCUUCACAAAUCGUCAAUGGUGAUCAAAUCCAUCUCUAAUUAUUCAUGUAUCCCAGCAAACAUUCUUCUUUCUACCAUGAGAAAACACACCACGACAUUUACCAUAGUAGAUUUCGAUCUCUAUUUAGGGUUUUCUUCAAUUAGAUCAGAAAAAUAGAACCCCGAUAAUGAUCCCCGUUUGAAAUUUAUAGGUUUUGUUUGAUUUUUGAUUUGUCUCAUGGAUGAAGCUGAUGAAACGAGAGUUGAAUCGCUUCAUAUGCAGGGACUAAUUGUAAACAAAUCAUAUAUCUCUAAGGACGUAAGUGCAAAUUACCUUGUUAUGUGCCAUGUCGAUUGAUAAACAGAUUUUCCCGCAUUUUUUCUUUUUACUUCGAUUCCUCCGUAUAAAACCCUGGAAAUCACAUCACGUAUUCACGCAACCCACAAAUUUCUUCGCCAUUCUUCAUGUUCGUCUUCUUUAAGAAAAUGGAGCCAAUUUCAGUAGGAGACAGAUAUGCGAAAGCCAAAAUUGAAGAACCAAAUCUGCGAUUGCCUAAAGCAUUACUGAAACCUCCCACUGAACUCUCUGAUGAUCUCAGCUAUUUGAAAAUUUUCGAAGAGAAUACUCGGAAAGCUCAACAGCUAGCUGAAGCAGUUGCUUCAGGGGCCAAACUUGACAGAAAAGUAUACAGAAUUCGUAAUAAAGAACUUGUGAAAGCGAUUGGGGAAGAAUAUGAAAUAAUGAAACUGAUUCACAGAGCCUCAAAAGCCACAAUCGGGCUAAUAGCUGAUGCUGAAACCAAUCUUUAUAGUCAUUCAUAUCUGGACUUGUUGGGAACUGUUGAAGAAGUUCAAACUGCUGAAGAACUCAUCCUAGAUGAAAUCCUAGCAACAUAUAGCAGUGUGAGUUUUCCAGUAAUUCUAAUGCCACCAACUGUAUACCAUGACCAAAUGAUCAUCCCUGCCCAAAAGGUUGUUCAUAUUGAUGGAAUUUAUGGGAGUAGUUAUGUGAGAAUGGAAAUGGAGUCUGGUGCAUGGAUAAAGGUUGGAAAAAAUCCAGGUGGUUCUGGAGGGGAGAAAUUAGUGAACAUAUUUGGUCCACGUGAGAAUGUUAUCAAAGCCAUGUGGUUAAUUCAAUCAGUAAUCUGUGAGGAGUACUAAAGAUAAAGAAGCUAGUUGUGGUGAAGAAGCAUCAAUGGAUUAGGUUACAAUGAAAUUGUGUCCGAUAAUAUCACGAGUUUCAAGCCUACAAUGUUUGAUGAAAUUUCUUGAACCUAAUAAGGUUCUUCCUUUGUUGAAAUGUCAAUCAAAAGAUAACCAUUGAUAAAGCUAUAAACUAAAAGAAGUGACGAUUUAAAAAAAAAAAAAAAAAAAUUUUUCGGCUUCGUUUGAGUCUAAUGAAGAAUUCAACAAUCUAACUCCAAUAUUGAAGCUUAUCGGGAAAUAAAA
This is a messenger RNA of Lactuca saligna, 1532 nucleotides long. The record is from the annotation of a GenBank genome assembly. NCBI's taxonomy places the organism in Eukaryota, Viridiplantae, Streptophyta, Magnoliopsida, Asterales, Asteraceae.